AUGACCGGCCGCAGCUCCGCGGCCUGGGGGGAGGCGGGCUCGACCCGGAUGGAGCUAUUGGAGCGGCCCGAGGCGCGGGUGCGGGCGACCCUAGAGGAGGCGGCGCAGAUGACGGCCAAAGGGCUGCAGCUGCGCCCCGCGGCGGGCGGGGCCGGGGGCGGCGUGGCCGGCGGCGGCGGCGGCGACGGCGGCGGCAGCCGCGCGCGGGAGUGGGUCCUGAGCCUGCGGCCCACAGGUGUCAGCGCGGAGACGAACGCGCCGUGGCUGGGGCGGCCACUGAACCAGGAGGACAUUGAGGCCUUCUAUCGGCAGCGCAGCGGCCUUUCUGGGGAUGAGCCGGACGCGACCAAAAUUGGCGCGGCGGAUUGGUGGCGCGAAAACUUCAUCGAGUGCGUCAAGCUCAUCAUAAUGCAAGAGUGCGGCGCAGUCAGGUCCAAGUAG
Molecule: messenger RNA, 441 nt
Organism: Monoraphidium neglectum
Lineage: Eukaryota; Viridiplantae; Chlorophyta; Chlorophyceae; Sphaeropleales; Selenastraceae
Exons: 1
Coding region: 1-441 (146 amino acids)
Source: RefSeq, a predicted model, not a curated record